Messenger RNA from Nezara viridula (southern green stink bug), 883 nucleotides. Lineage: Eukaryota; Metazoa; Arthropoda; Insecta; Hemiptera; Pentatomidae. The record is from the annotation of a GenBank genome assembly.
GUAUCAUCAUGUUGCUCUGGACUCUUAGAAUUGUGCUGUUCCUAAGUUUGGCUUCCAUCUGUUCCGCACGUCAAUUUUGUGGCUCUGACUUGGCUGAUGUAAUGUCCUUAGUCUGCAGUGGACGUGGCUAUAAUGUAGCUUUCAAGACCGAAUAUUCUCCAGCUGAGAAGAGAUAUAAGCGUGGUAUAGUUGAUGAAUGCUGUAGAAGGGGUUGCUCAUGGAGCACUCUUGAGACUUACUGUUCUCCUGAAUCCAGCGAUUUGCAAAUAAGGAAAAGAAGUGACUUCACAAAUAAAUGGCAGCCUGAGGCCACUGACCAGGAAGAGAAGAAACCGGAUAAAUUUAAAUAUGAUACCACUGAGACGAAAAUUCCACAAGGGAUUGAAAAUCAACAGAAGUGGAGAUUCAAUAUUUUAGUAGAAAAUACCAAACCUGGAUACCCUAGCCGUUACUAUUCUCUUUUGGAAGGAUUGAACAGACAAGUGCAAAUUCCUCGUGGCCCAUCUGUUGUAAAUAAAGUCAAAAGGAAUGAUAUUGAGGAAGGAAAGGGCUCCAGAAUUCAAAAAAAUUCUAAUGGUCUUCCAGAUCCAUUAAAUUGGCGCAAUUUCCUGAUGGAGGGCAUGAAAUUUAAACAUGAAAAAGCUGAAGAAGAAAAGAACCAGGAAAACCCGUCAACAGCCUCUGUUCCUAUUCGUCAUCGCCAUAGAAAAUCCGACUUAAGUCGAAAAAUUAUGAAGGAUAAUGGCCUGAAUACAUCUCAAAUUGGAACUGUCCCACCAUACUUUCAAGGCCGCACUUUAGUUCUUCCUCCUUCAAGAAAACUAUAAAUUAGACUUUAUUCUAUUUUUUUUGUUAAAUGUUUGAACAAAAUUAUAAGAACCUU